UCUGCUGUUAAGGGUCAUAUAGACGGUGUUGUUCUCACAUAAUAUUCACCUCGAGGACUAGCGCGGACACUUGGCCUAAGCAUCCCAUCUACUCACAAUUCAACUCCAUAUCUCUUGAUCGAUUCCACUUUUUCUUCAGGCUUACCUCUCGUUGUGUUGAUUUGUAGCUCUGAGGACUAUGGAAAGCGAUAAAAAUCGUGUUCUCAGAAUCGUUCGAAAUGCGGGACUUGCACACCCUAGUCUUCCUUUAGUUGAGGCAUUUCUCAACGACACUGUGGAUGGUGACCAAGCUGCAAGAUAUCUGCUGGAAACAUACGCCAUUGAUGGAGUUCAUGUAGAUUUUGUAAGAUUUCGAAAGGAUUGGAAGGACUUGGUGAGACGUUGUAUGUUUUAUCCCCAAAAUUAGAUUAAAUACCCAUAGCUAAGUGAUAUCAAGUCUAUGUGCAAUUUCCUCAUUCAGGUAACCUGAGUUAGACUUUGAGGGAAAUAAUUGCGCGACGAGAUUGAUUCCGAUGUUGCUUGUCUGGAGCGCGAGUCUGGGGUAUUUGGAAUGUAUAUCCCAUUCUUCCUCCGACUGCAUAUUGUACACAAGAGGUGAGAACGACUCGGACAAUGUAUUGCUGGCAAUUUUUAAUCUUUUUAUAGCAAAGACUGUAUGAUAUGCUCGGUGCAUUUA
Molecule: messenger RNA, 676 nt
Organism: Sclerotinia trifoliorum
Lineage: Eukaryota; Fungi; Ascomycota; Leotiomycetes; Helotiales; Sclerotiniaceae
Source: the annotation of a GenBank genome assembly